GUUUCCCAUGAAAUAAAUAGUUAAAUUGAUUAGCAGCACAAGCUUUGCACAUUCUCUACCCCCUGCAUCUGUGAGACUUUGAGAAGCAAUCAUCAACCAUGGGAAGCGACAGAAAAUCGAAGCGACCUUCUCAUUCUUCACCUUCCGAUUCUCAAGAUGAGAAGAAGAGUAAGAGGAAGAGAACGGUGGAGGAUGAGGAAAGGAAGAGCCUGAGGAGGGAAAAGAAGGAGAAAAGGAAGGACAAGAAGCAUUCCAAAGAAAAAUCUGAUAAGGGGAAGAAGUCAAAAGACACGGACAAAAGGAAACGUAGUAAAGGUGAUGGCCAUAUGGAAUUCCAAGAUUUGUCCAAUGAGGACUAUUUUGCUAAGAAUAAUGAGUUUGCUACCUGGCUGAAAGAAGAGAAGAAUGUGUUUUUCUCUGAUCUUUCAUCUGAGUCGGCACGUGAGAUGUUUGGCGAUUUUGUCAAGGCUUGGAAUAGAGGAAAACUCGAAUCGAAUUACUAUGAAGGCAUUGCAAGCGGACCUCGCACAGCCCAUAACUGGAAAAUCAAGAAGUAGCUGAGUAACAAGAACAUUUAUUUGGAUUCAGUGUAGACCCUUUGUUUAGCUUUGCUUUCUAACCACUGACAUAAAAGUUAGUAAGUAUAUAUGUUUUUAUUUGUGUAAAUGACAUUUGUAUCAAUCUUUGAGGGAGAA
This is a messenger RNA of Lotus japonicus, 695 nucleotides long. RefSeq names its product style cell-cycle inhibitor 1-A. Bases 99 to 557 code for a protein of 152 amino acids. The transcript has 4 exons. Lineage: Eukaryota; Viridiplantae; Streptophyta; Magnoliopsida; Fabales; Fabaceae. The record is from RefSeq and is a predicted model, not a curated record.